Messenger RNA from Dreissena polymorpha, 9911 nucleotides. RefSeq names its product receptor-type tyrosine-protein phosphatase eta-like. The coding region runs from base 43 to 5325 and encodes 1760 amino acids. Lineage: Eukaryota; Metazoa; Mollusca; Bivalvia; Myida; Dreissenidae. Gene Ontology annotation, biological process: protein dephosphorylation. The record is from RefSeq and is a predicted model, not a curated record. The transcript has 32 exons. Gene Ontology annotation, molecular function: protein tyrosine phosphatase activity; protein binding.
AGCAACGCAUCGUUAGUAGCAAGCUGUUACUCUGGGUACAAUAUGUCUGGUAAUUCAACAAUUACAUGUUUGCCCGACGGAACGUGGUCAACGCCGCCGACAUGCAAUGUUAUACGCUGUCAAACACCACCCAGUGUAGAUGGCAACAGCACUUUUAUUAACUGGACUGGAGAGGUGAACAGCAACGCAACUUUAGAAGCCAGCUGUUACCCUGGGUACAAUAUGUCUGGUAAUGCAACAAUGAAAUGCCUGCCCAGCGGAACGUGGUCAACAUCGCCGUCAUGCAAUGUUAUACAAUGCGAAGUACCUGCAUUCACGAAUGGGAAUGUACAACCUCCUCCACCUGUCUACGCGAACAAAUCUGUCACAUUUACCUGUAAAUCCGGCUUCAAACUAAUAGGAAACAGUACCUCAAAGUGCAACUAUAAUGGAUCAUUUGAUCAUGUGCCAAUAUGUCAGCUGAUGAAUGCCAGUUAUGGUGCCAAAUGUGAAGCGAGUAUACAGUGCGUUACAAAGAAUGCAACUUGCAAUACAAAUAUAUGUGUUUGUCCUGAAUCACAUGACUUUUAUCUCAAAAGUAACGAUUCCUGUGUAACAAGACUUUCACUCGGCAAUAACUUCACAUGGGCAUUCCUUCAAGAAAAAAAUGACUCUGUUGGUAUACUUGGUGUUCACACACCGAACGCUAGAUACAAAUAUGCUUUUUACGUGGAACUUCGAAAAAAUGAAACAAUUAUUGACAUUGCAUAUUUCAACAUAACUUCGAGUGGCAAUGCGACUAUAACUUUUAGAAAUGUUUCAUCAGGCGAGCGCUACAUGCUGCACGUUUUUCUCUCCGACGGAGGAAUUCCUAGUAUGGAAUACAAAAACAUCAGUGUGGUUACACUACCAAACUGCAACAAGAACUGGUUGUUACAAAAAGUUACAACUGAAUCAUUUACAUUUGUCCAAUCGGCUGUUUUGGAUGGUUUUGAAUAUUAUGUAUUUGACAUACCUGAUGUGGAAUCGUUCAACAUUACUGAUAAAGUGUGCAACAAAUCGAGUACCUGUGCAUUUCUAAAAUCUCUCGUGAAUUUGAACGUCACUGGUCUUACAUCUGGGUUGCCAUAUACUAUUUUAAUUCAAACUGCAAUUGCGAAAGGGGAUGACACAGCUUACUCGCUCAGUGGUGUUGUUUGCCAAACGUUCAACAAUUACACUGUACCUGAACUGCCCAACGGUCUCGAAAUUCCAACUGCAAACAUAGGCACGAACAGUUUCGUAAUACAGUUUGCAAAUGAAACGCCAACUAACUUCGUUUCAUGGCAAGUGGAUGUUUACAAUGACAGUUCUGAAGAACUAGUGACUUCCAAGACUGAAUUUAAAAACUCUUCAAAUGUUAUGACUAUAAGCGAUAAAAUAGAACCUGCCACAAAGUAUAUUGUACAUGUGAUUGCAGUUGUGCCAUACCAGAUAAGCCUUUCUAAAAACUUCACUUUUUACACAAGACCCACCAACGCAUCACCAGCAGAACUCGGUCAUGUAUCAACAAAUAGUAUUACACUAGUUUUCAACCGAACACUUCACUCUGUAAGAUACACACAUAUUACUGUUCGUGUUAAAAACUCAACUGUCCGGUUCAAGGGUGCGUGCGAUAGUUUGAAUGUUAACAGUAUGAAUUGCACGUUCAAAACACCAAUUAACGAUACAGCAAUGGAAUUAUCAAGUCUUUCACCAGGAACACUUUAUAACAUAUCAAUAUUCACUUCCAUCGGUGAUAUGGAGAACAUUUUUCCACAAGUCAUUCAAUCAUAUACGGAACCAAACAGUUUACAGUCUGAAAACAUCGAUAUAAAGAACCUAUCAGAAAGCUCAAUCAGUGUAAUUUGGACUCGGCCCGGGCAUGUCAGUGGGUACAACGUCACGUUUAGAUGCAUAAGCCCAAACGAGAAUUCAACAAUAGCCCCUGUGCUUCAAACAACGGUAGAUAAAGAAGAGGCAUCUGUAAAUGGCCUUGAUCCAGGAUCAUUUUGUAAUGUGUCUGUUCAAACUUUUUUAAAUAAUGGCAUAUAUCGAAUCUUAUACGGCAGUGUGACACAAAAACAUUUGCAGAACAGCAGUCAUGAAACAGCACCCAGAGAGGUUCGAGGCCACAAUAUUUCUAGUAUAGGAUCAAGAGCAGCUGUUAUUAACUGGCUUACGCCCAGCAUCAAAAACGGAGUUAUUCGCAACUAUAUCACGUGGAUUGUCGCAUCUAACAAUACAUGUUUAGAGGCAAUGGUAUGGACUUGCUCGGACUGUAGCAAAAGCGAUGCUACUUUUAACAUUAACACUUCAGACAUUUCCCAAUGUUCCGACGUCGCAAAUAAUACAUUCGUUACAUCGAAGCAGGAGUUUAAUUGGUCCCUAACAACGUUGCAUCCAUACAGAAAUUACACCGCCUAUAUAGCUGCAUAUACAGUAACAUUAGGAACGAACGCUCACUUGCAAAUAAUUACUCUUGAAGACAUUCCUGGAAAACCGGUGAAUUUGCAUAAUUUGACGGCAUCUGCUGCUUCUCUUAAACUGAAAUGGUCACCUCCAAGCGAGCAGAAUGGAGUGGUAAAGAACUACACGGUGAUGUACACCUUUUAUAAUAGAAUUUGCAGCGAAACAGGCGCCAUCAACAUAUCCACUAUAAUUACAAAUAGCAGCGAGGUGAUGUUUACAGAUAUUUUUCCAUUUUGGUGGUAUAAUAUAUCAGUGAAAGCAACUAACAAAAUAGGCACAGGGAAUUAUACAGAUGUCCUUCAGAUUCAAACCAACGAAUCAAAUCCAGAUGUUGUAAAUACCGCGAGCAGCUUUUCUGUGUAUGCACGCAACGCCACAAUGAAUUGGACUGAUCCUUGUUUUAAAAACGGAAUACUGAAACGAUUCUAUGUGGAGCUGCUGAAUUCAUCAAGUGCAUAUUUUAUGAAUGAAACCUGGGCUUCUACUUUCGAAACGAAAGCUUCCACACACGAACUACUCCUAAUGGAGUUGCUUCCUUUUAGAAAUUAUUCUGUACGUGUAAAGGCGGCUAACAACGCUGGAAACGGGACAUAUAACGUCUCCCACAUAUUCAUGACGAAUAUCGAUGUUCCAAUGGCACCUAGCGAUCUACGACAAGGCAGUACUAAUUCAUCUUACGUAAGGAUUAACUGGAACAAAACGAUGCAUUACACUGGUCCGACAAAGUAUAUCAUCAACGUCACUGACGACAAUGAUAAUGUACCAUUUACGAGUUUUGUCACACACGAAGGAUGGUGGAUCGAUCAGUUAGCUACACAUGUCGAACUUUUCGACCUAGAUGCUUUCUGGAAAUACUCCAUAGCUGUCACUGCGGAGACAUCGUAUCAAAAGCAGGGACCUCUACGAAGUGAAUCAACUAAAGUCAUCGUUCAGACGGCUGAAAGCGUUCCGGGAAGACUCCAUAAGCUAAGCGCCGUAUCCGAGCUAGACGUUACGAAACCACCAAUGUUGUACGUGAAUUGGCUGGCUCCCAUAGAAAGAGAUCGUAACGGCAUAAUUGUUGGAUAUGAAAUAUAUUGUUCAAAUAGAAACCGCAAGUUUGGUGUUAGCGCGUCCACUCUGAGUCACAAUAUUACGAUGUACAUCGACAACAAAUCAAAUGUGACCGUUGAGGUUCGCGCCGCAACGAGUGUUGGAUACGGAGAGCCGUUCACCGUGACGGUCGAAGUUAAACCAGGAGCGCCGGAAGUUCCUCCCGAAACCCCGUCAAAUCCUUUGACGAAAAUAGCUCAAAUUCCGGUUGCUGAUGACAAAAAGAUGAUAGCUGUACAACUUUCAAAGUCAUUCUUGUGUAAUAAUAAAACUGGUGCACCUGUUCAGUGGGGAGUAAUAGUUGCACAGGAAAGUAAAGCAACUGAUCUCUCUUUCGUUGGGAGUCACGGCGAGUACCAAACCAGAAAAAAUAUCAUGUACAAGAAGUGGUCCGAGGUUAAGGACAUGGAUGACAUUCCACCAUAUUUGGCAACUGGUCCUCAUUGGAGCCCUUCUUGUAUAAAAGUAGGAAACAAACGCCGACGACGAGCUGCUGUUGAAGAAAUAGAACCGUUUAACUUCAUCAUUGGCAGUGAGGAUUGUUCGAAUAAUCAAGAGUACUGCAAUGGGCCACUUCAGCCAGGAAGAUCAUACAGAGUGAAGUCAUUUGCGUGCACUUCCUCCGGAUGCACAGAAACACUGUAUUCACAGCCCAUUAAAACAGCUCCUGACCUAACGGCAGCUAUUAUCGGCGGUGUUGUGACAGCGGUUGUAGUCAUGAUCGUUGCAGGAGUUGUUAUUUUCUACAUGAAACGGACAAAGCGAUUUAUUUUAUUUUCAACAAUGAUACGAUUGAUUCUUAAAUACAGACCGUGUCCAGUAAACUUAUCGGAGUUCCCCGCCUACGUUGAAAACAUGCACAAAGACAGUAAUCUUUUAUUCGCGGACGCUUACAAGCUUCUGAAAGAAAAGAGUCCAUCUUAUCCUGUGACGGCCGCCAAUUCCGAGAAUAGUCGGCCAAAGAACCGUUACACCAACAUCAUGCCUUAUGAUCGGUCAAGAGUGAAACUUCGUCCACUAGACGACGUGGAAGGUUCAGAUUUUAUCAAUGCCAACUAUAUUCCCGGAUACACCUCUCGACGAGAAUACAUAGCAACCCAGGGUCCGAUGCAGAUGACGUUUGAUGAUUUCUGGCGCAUGAUAUGGGAACAAAAUGUGGACACAAUCGUCAUGCUGACAAGACUCGUAGAAAAGGGACGGAGAAAAUGUGACCAGUAUUGGCCGAACCUGAACGAUCCGGUCUUCUAUGGUGAUCUUAUUGUCUCAAUCCAGUCCGAGUCCAACCUUUCCGACUACACGCUACGGAUUUUUGAAGUUAGAUUUAAAAAAGAAUGCCGCACUGUAAAACACUUUUGGUACUUGAAAUGGCCCGAUAUGGGAUGCCCAGAUGACCCAAAGAUGCUUCUAGAUUUUGUGAAGACUGUCCGAGAACACAAAGUUAAGCCUGGAAAUGAUAAUGCAACUGUUGUGCAUUGCAGUGCUGGGGUUGGACGGACCGGAACCUAUAUUGCCGUUGACCAUCUUCUGCAACACAUUCGUGACCAUGACGACGUAGAUAUUUAUCAACUAGUUCUGGACAUGAGGGAACACCGGUGCAACAUGGUACAGACUGAGGACCAGUAUGUAUACAUCCACGAAUGUCUGAAAGCGUUCAUAACAACAGACGACGAGACCGAGGACGAGGAAGAGGUGGAACCUCUUUACCAGAACACAAAAUUUGGUGGUGACAGUAUCUAUGAAAACACGGCAUUUCAGCAAGACUAGUGUGACAUAUGGGACAUAACUCUGUCAAACAGACGCACGCAUAUUUGAUAAACCCAAUUUAGCUAGAUAUCUUGCUUCUCGUGGCGUAUAUAAGGCACAUAUGAGAUAUUUAUUUAGUUGAUCAUGCUUUCUGUUGUAUGAAUGCUGUAAUGUGAUAAUUGCAUUUCGAAACGUUGAAUUGAUCAAACUAUUUGCAUAUGGGUAUUUCACCUUCGAAAGUAAGAUCAUAUGAAAUAUAUGUAUAUAUGUAUGUUUCGAUUAUAAGAAUGUUAAGUGUAAUCAAAUAUUAAACUUUGGUAACUAUUUAAGAGCUAAAAUUGAAACUGAACUGAACUAAACAAAUCAAAUGUUUGAAUGAAUAUUAUAACAACCACAUUAUAUUAUAUAUGCAAAGUAAAAAAAAAACACUUUGAUUAUGAGUAUUAUUUAAAUACUUUUAUAAAAAUAUAUUCAAACGCGGUAUUUGUUAUGCAUUAUCUUGGGCGACUAUGUAUUGUUCAAUAUAUAAACAUUCAAUAUAACCUGAAUAGUUAUCGAGGAAGAUAACAAUAACAAAAUAAUUGUAAACAUAAUUUAGUAAGUGAAAAGGAACAUACUGGUCAUGAGUGAUAACAAAACAUUAAGACACUAUUCAUUUCAACAAGUGUAUAUGUUCCUAUUACUAUCUUUAUUGUAUAUAAUUAUUUGCCUGUUUUCGUUGAUGACAGUUAAACUACCUUGAUAACGCAAUUGAGUUUCCGAUUCGAAACAAAAAUUGGGUGAAAUUUAUAAAAUAUAUCUUUUAAUGAAUAUGAUAUAUAAUGUUUUUGCAGGUGCAUAUAUGUUUUAUCAGUUCUCUAUUGUACCCAAAUGUAAUUGAACAUAGAUGCUUAUUUUGUGUUAAAUAUUCGCUUUUGUUUACCCCUCCCCCCAAUACUUUAGACAUAAAAACUCAUAUAUGGUGUUAUGGUAUACUAUUUCAUUGUUUGCUUGUAUAAAAACUGAUAUUGAUACAAACUUCUUACAUAGUUCUAAUUUUUAUAGAUUGUACUUUUUGAUUAUUAACUAUUGAUAUUGUUGUUUUAUUUAUCGAGCGGCAUAGUUUGCAAACACACCUAACCCUGAAUAUAAACUGUAAUCAAGAGUUCUUAAAGUUAAAUACAAAUAUAAACUGUGUGUUUACUUUUCCCACAAUUAACAAAACAUUGAUGUUUUAUGUUUCACGAGCAUGUAUGUUUAUAUAUAUUUUAUAUAUUAUGUUAUGGUUUGCUUAUUUUAAUUUUAUUUGUAUCUAUAUUAAAAUGUUAAGUCAUUACUUCCAAAUACUUUUGUUUCUAAACUAUAAUGUGGAUGAAAAGCCUAUUAUAUACAAAACAUUUUUUUAUUUAUUGUUUUUCCUACGAUUAUUUUAUUUGACAAAUUGUUAAACAUACGUUCCUUUGUAUUCUUUCACAACUGACAAUAUCUGGUCAUUGCAAUGUAUGCUUGUUACCUCUGUUUCGUUUGAGUUUUAUAUAUUGAUGUAAAACGCUUCUUUAAUAUUACGGUUCAAACAACAAAGGUCCAAUAAUGGGAGCACACGAACGGGCGGAGGGCCGCGGUUGGCAGGGCUGGCGGCGGUAAAUAUACGUCUGCAACAUAUUUUUUUUUGUCCAGAAUUUCCAAAUAAUUUCCCAUAAGUGCUCAUCAUUUCGAGAGGGAGUGACUAUAACCAGGUCCCUAAGUCUCAAGUCUAGGUCAAUAUUGAAGGUCAAUUCUCUAAUUAAUGAAUUUCGUACUUGCUACUCUGUCCGGAGGAUACAUAUUCGUCCAUGAAUGUAUUUCUAUAUAAAUUCCCAUAAGUGAUUAGCAUGAUGAUAUGGAGUGUAGAAAGUACAUAAAGGUUAAAUGUUACAACACAGUAUUGGUCAACUUGAGAAAUUUGAUUUUGCAGUCCAUACAUGCAUAUUAAGUACCGCGUAUUUCCACCAAGUCGCUUUGUCAAAUGGCAAUGUCCGUUUUAUGCCCCCGGAUCGAAACAUCGGGGGUAUAUUGUUUUUGGCCUGUCUGUAUAUCUGUCUGUCUGUCAUUGUGUCAGUCAGUCAUUGUAUGAGUGUGUCACAAAACUUUAACCUUGGUUAUACUUUUAUAACUUCUGCAAUAUUAAAGAUAGCAACUUCAUUUUUGGCAUGCAUGUGUAUCUCAUGGAGCUGCACAUUUUGAGUGGUGAAAAGUCAAGGUCAAUGUCAUCCUUUAAUGUCAAAGGUUAAAUAUCAUUGCAUUUUUCGUUCCUUAAACUUUAACCUUCGUUAAAGUUUGGUCAUAACUUUUUUGAAUAUUGAAGAUAGCAACUUGAUAUUUGGCAUGCAUGUGUAUCUCAAGGAUCUGCACAUUUUGAGUGGCUAAAGGUCAAGGUCAUCGUUCAAGGUCAAAGGUCAAAUGUAUGGCUUCAAAGCGGCGCAAUAGGGGGCAUUGUGUUUCUGACAAACACAUCUCUUGUUUAAAGUAAUAGAAAUAAAUUUAGAGUGUUUAAAAUCUUAACAUGAUUGUUUUUGUAAUAACGCUCGUAUCUUUGUGACGAUGGUAUUAUUAUUGCUAUUUAUGAGAACAAAAAUGUCCUUAUAAAGAUUUAACAACAUUGUGUAUUGGAUACUGUUACACUGUAAGUGUAUACUGCGUCACAUGUUCUUUACUAGAGCUGCCUUUAUCACAAUUCUAGUUCAACACGUGUUUGUACUAUUACAAUGUAAGUGUAAAUUACGUCUCAUGUUGUACUUUAAAAGAGCUACCUUUAUCACCAUUGUAUUUCAACAUUGUGUUUUGAUACUAUUACACUGUCAGUAGCAUGAAUCAACAAGGGAGGCAACUCGUUACGUCACAUUUCGGGUAGUGAACAAAAAGUGGUUCUUUAUUACUUCGCUUUACAUGGGUCUUAAUAGCUUUUUAGAGCUCUUUUCUGGUUGGAUUUAACAGUCCGAAAUCACUCAAUUAAGAUAGUGAAAUCACUAAUUUGAUAGAACAUUCAAUAUCAUGCUGCAUGCAAGCUAUUUACAUCACAAAAUUGUAAACCAAACAGUUUACAGUAUUUGUUUUCGAGAUUAUAGACAGUGCUCCUGACUGAAAUCAAAGUGCUAUUUCUUGAUAAUCAUUUAUUUAUUGGUAUACACCAUGAAAGUGGUAGAAUAUUCACGGAAAACAUAAUAAUUCUGAUUAAAUUUUGUGUCUUUCAAGAUUGUCUGAUUCUCCGUUGUCUAACGGAAAUUGCAGAUCGUACAGAUAUAUUGACAGACAAAGGCCAAAGGAUUGAAUAGCCUUCAUAUUUCAAGUGUAUCGGCCUUGUAAUUGCCACUUAAUUAAACGAGAAGAAAAUCAUACAUUUAUCAACCAGUUAUAGUCAGAAACAUUAAAAUCUUUGGAUGCAGUCAUUUUGUUUUUCGGAAACCGCGACAUGCUCUGUUUCAGAAACCGACGAUCGGUAAUUUCCGUAACCAUUCGGAAAAUUUCCCCAGACAAGAUUGCGUUAAUUUUUUUAUGUUUUCCGCAAAUAUUCUACCACUUUCUUGUUGUAUUCCAAUAAGUAAAUGAUUUAAAAGUAAUAUUACUAUAAUUUUGGUCAGGAACUCUUUACAUAAUUCCUUAAAAAAGACGCCUCAAAUAUAACGCAUUAAAUAUUGGAAAACCCCCCACAUAUUUCAGUUUAUCCUUCUUUUUUCGCUAGCUUCAUAAAUUUUUAUAACUUCGACCACCCACUUAUUUUGAAAAUUAUGACACAAAUCUGAUGAAUCUUGAGUUAGUUCUUUGUAAUUAAGAAAUCAUAAAACAUAAUUUAUUUUUUGGUAAAUAAAAUGUUUUUGUAGUUUGAAAAAAAAAAACUUUGUUAAAGAUUUUGCUAAAGUUGCUACACAUGUCAAAUAAAAUACCAAUAAAUUUCAAAACAGUAACUUUAAAUCAGUACGUUUGUCUUAAUUAGUCUAAAACAAUAUUAAUUUAUUGAUUUCUUGAAAUAUAUAUUAAAAACAUAAAAUGUUUUCCUAGAAAAAUGAUGACAUAACAGAUUGAUUGGAAGAUAUUAAUUAAUCACGAAGUUGCUAGGGUGCCAUCCUAGAAUUGUCAUGUUAUUAAGGAAGUAGCUGAUGUGUCAAUUACUUUGCCUUUAUUUUGACAUGAAUUGUUUAAUUAAAUGUCUAACUUUUUUUGAAAAUGUUUUCAUUCAGUAUAAAAAGUCAAUGAACUCUGAAGAGUGACUGAAUAUACUGGAAAAUAGGCUAUAUGCUUAUUGAAAAAAAACCCCUACUUAAACAUCAUUAUCGAUGCAUUUUCUGAUCAAAAGUGUUAUUUAUAGUUUGUAAAGAAGAUAAUUUUCAAGAAUAAAAAUCAGAAUUAUAAAUGUUUUGUAGAAUUUGUGCAUUUUAUCCAGUAGUCUCAUAGUAACAUUUUUUUGUUAGAAAACCAAUAGCAUUAUUUUAAUGUUUGCAACCCCUUGUUCCGAAAACAUUCAUAAAAUAUAAUUUGCGGAAUAAUUUAUUAAAAAAAAACAAACAAAAAAUGCUUUCUGAAACCCUUAAUAUUAUUCCUGCAUUGAUUUGUCAUCAAUAACUUAUGUUUAAAAAAAUAAAUUGUUCAUGCUA